Molecule: messenger RNA, 1134 nt
Organism: Thyridium curvatum
Lineage: Eukaryota; Fungi; Ascomycota; Sordariomycetes; Thyridiales; Thyridiaceae
Exons: 1
Coding region: 1-1134 (377 amino acids)
Molecular function (GO): oxidoreductase activity
Source: RefSeq, a predicted model, not a curated record
AUGCGGGGUGGUGGUCUCGUCACGGGACAUCAUCUUCGUACGCAUAACCCGGAACAAGAAGCUACAGCAAUGGCAGAACAGCAGGAAGAAAAGCUCUACGUCGAUGCGGCAGAGGCUCGGCGCUUUGUCGAGGCUGUGCUACAGGGCAAUGGCGUGCCCGAGAGCAACGCCGCUAUUGUCGCCAGGUGCCUGGUAGCCGCCGACCUACGCGGCGUGGACACCCACGGCGUCAACCGGAUCCCUUCGUACAUGGAGCGGAUACGACAGGGUGCCCUCGACCCUAAGGCAAACCCGGAACUGAAACAGAUCACGCCCGUCGUGGCUCAUGUCGACGGCCACAAUGGCUUUGGGUUCCUCGCGGCACAUGCCGGCAUGGCCGCCGCCAUCGAGUCGGCGCGCGUCUAUGGCAUUGGCAUGGCCAGCGUGUCACACUCAAAUCAUUACGGCAUGGCUGCGUGGGUCGUGCAGCAGGCUGUCGAUGCCGACAUGAUGAGCUUGGUCUUUACGAACUCCAGUCCAGCUCUGCCGGUCUGGGGCGGGAAAGACAAGCUUAUGGGCGUCUCUCCCAUUGCUUGCGGAGCUCCGGGCAAAGACGCGCCGUUCAUACUGGACAUGGCUCCAUCAGUUGCUGCUCGAGGCAAGAUCUACAAGGCCAAGAGACGUGGAGAGAAGAUCCCGUUGGAUUGGGCUCUCGAUGCAGAAGGCCGGCCAACCGACGACCCGGCAGCUGCUCUGGGCGGUGUUAUGCUACCCAUGGGAGGGCCGAAAGGCUCGGCGCUGUCCAUCAUGAUGGAUGUGUUUUCCGGGGUGCUGUCGGGGUCGGCGUAUGCAGGCCAUGUCACCGGUCCCUACGACCCGUCCAAGCCGGCAGACGUGGGCCAUUUCCUGGUUGCCAUCAAGCCAGACUUAUUCAUGAGCCUGGACGAAUUCCGAGGGCGUAUGGACUACCUCUACCAGAGGGUGGUCGGGUCGGACAAGGCCGCUGGUGUUGAGCGCAUUUACUUCCCCGGAGAACUGGAGCAGAUCGCGCAGCGAGAAAGGGAAAAGACUGGCAUUCCAUACGUGAAGGCUGAGGUCGACGCUCUGAAUGAAGAAGCGAGAAAGGUGUCCGUCGACAGCAUUGCGACGAAGUGA